CACACACAUACACACACAUACACACACCCCAUAUAUACAUAUACACACGCUUGUACAAACAUAUACGAACGCACGGAGGAGACCAAAGAGAGUUCCCCCGUCCAACGGCGCCAAUUUAAUGGAUCCGACCAUCGGUUGGUACCAACCGGAGCAGUACGGCCCUGCCAAGGACCUUUGGUUACACAUUUGGGAGGCCGAGAAGGGUCUUGACGUUCUGACCCUGCGUAACGACGCGAACACGAGUAAUGCGAUGGGCGUACGGCUGCAGCAGGACUUUCUCGCGCUGGACACGAGCCCGGCGGCAGCGACGACGACGGCAACAACGACGGCGACGACCGCAGCCAGCACCACGCCGACGUCGUCAUCCAACAGCACCACCGCCAACGCCGGUGUCGGCUUCGGCGCUGGUAACAAUGGCAGCGGUAUUGGCGGCAAUGCCGGCAACAAUAGCAAUGGACCGAACGGUAGUAACGGCAACGGACGAGCUACGUCCGCCGUUCACAGCGGUGCCACUGGCAAUGGCAAUGGCGAGCACCGCGUGCCCCACAAUGCCUGCAACUACUAUUACAACCCGUCCCGCAGGAAAGGCGAAAAUCGGGCGAGCACCUACGGCAUGAACUACAAUUAUGACGCCCUUGUGGGCGAGUACGGUGGCUGUCCGUGGCGUGUGACCAACAAGCAUUACUCCAUGGGGACAAUCGGAUUACACGAGGAAAUAGAAGAUUUUUUUUCAUACAUGUGUCCCUCGCACGAAGAGCAUGUAUUAAGAUUGAGAGUUGUAAAAAGGAUAGAAAAUGUAAUUUAUGAUCUCUGGCCAGACUCUAAAGUCGAAGUAUUUGGUAGCUUUCGCACUGGUUUAUAUUUGCCUACAAGUGAUAUAGAUUUGGUAGUAAUAGGGAUGUGGACAAAUCUUCCAUUACGUACUUUGGAACGUGCUUUACUAGAUCGAAAUAUCGCUGAGCCAUCUUCUAUUAAAGUGUUGGAUAAGGCUAGCGUACCGAUCGUCAAACUGACCGAUAAGGAAAGUGAAAUUAAGGUAGACAUUAGUUUCAACAUGAAUAACGGCGUCAAGUCCGCAGAGUUGAUAAAUUCCUAUAAGAGGCAAUAUCCGGUUCUGGAGAAGCUAGUCAUGGUGUUAAAGCAAUUUCUACUACAAAGAGAUCUUAACGAAGUGUUCACUGGCGGUAUUUCUUCAUACAGUUUAAUACUCAUGACCAUCAGUUUUUUACAAUUACAUCCGAGAAAGGAUAUUCAUUGUCCAAAUACCAAUCUGGGAGUGUUAUUGAUUGAAUUUCUGGAGCUGUAUGGGAGAAAGUUCAACUAUGUUAAGACUGGCAUUCGCAUAAAGGAUGGUGGUCAAUAUAUAUCGAAAGAAGAGAUUCAACGAGAUAUGAUAGAUGGUCAUCGACCAUCUCUAUUAUGCAUAGAAGACCCACUCACACCUGGGAACGAUAUCGGCCGUAGUAGUUACGGUGCUUUGUAUGUAAAGAGUGCAUUUAAUUGGGCCUAUUGUAUUCUCUCUCAAGCGGCCAAUCCCUCAAAUAUCUUAAUCAAUGACGCCAGUAAAGUAAGCAUACUGGGAAGAAUAAUCCGUGUGACCGAUGAAGUAAUAUACUAUCGUAGGUGGAUUAAAGAAACAUUCCUCUUACCCGUAAGCGAAGGAGAUUCUCUAUCAAGCUCAACUGGUUCUGAUGCAUCCACUCUUUCAGCUCCUGCUAGUGAUACGGACUCUGAGUGUAGUCGUGGCAAUUCUCCGAACACUGGUGGGAAGAGCGAAAAUGACAAAAACAAAGAUAGGCACUUUUAUAAUAGUCAUCAAAUCCACAAUUAUUCUGGAAGGAAAGCAUUCAAAGCAACCAUUCAUGCCAAUCACCAACAGAGUUUCAAAGGCAACUAUCAUCGCAUCAACAACAAUAUAGUCGGUCAGAAUAAAGUCAAGCACGCACUCCACAGUAAUGGAAAUAACAAUAACAAUAAUAACAAUACUAGUCACAGUCCAAGCUCUAGGCCACAUUCGAUGAAGAGGAAAAAACAAUGCACAAUGCAACGUGGAACCGGAGAUUGUGUACGGUGAUGAAACGUACACAAUAAUUUCAGAUAUUACUUCCGUCACUUAAGUAGCGAGCUCAAUAUCAUAACUGUGUGAUAGAAAGACAGCAAUUAAUGGUCGGUUAUCGUAAUAACUGAAUCAUCCUACGCGACUUCUCUUCGCUUUCAGUUUCAAUUCAAUGUACAGAAGGGCACAACGUUUACGGUUCUGAGAGAACCAACAGUUUGGAAAUUUAACGAUUCUUGUGCAGAACAAGAAUGCCCAAGCAGUAGCUAUACAUAUAUACAUAUAUAUACAUUUCUUUUUUCCUCCCCAUUUGCCAGAACUGUAUAUUUUGCUCUGUACGUAAAAGGUUAUACAUUAAAGACGUACAGAAUUCCUAAUGGAAAUUUGAGAUAAGAUCUAUUUAUAUUUCAUUUUCGUUGCACAGAUUAUAAACGGUACCCGGUGUAAUAACACUUUAUUAUCGUUGUCUAUAAAAAAAUUGCAAAAUUUAUCAUUACCAUCGUCGAAUAGUAAUUGUGUUCACAACCAUGAUAAGUAACAUAUUGUAAUACAUUUAAAGUGCGAAUAGUAUACAGACGAUAAUAAGUUAUAUACGUUUUUCUCAACACAUAAAACUUUAAAACACGCCGAUAUUGACAACUAAAAACUUAGUUUUCUAUAUGAAACUAUAUUCUUAUAAAAAGAGGGUGACAGCAGAUUUGGUGAUAUUGGCACUUAUCUAAUGUACAUAUUGUAAUAUACAUCUCAUCAAACAUAGAGAAGUAAGUCUAAGAGUUACCUACUAAAUUUUUUUAACUUAUAAAUAUCUAAAAUAGUGUUUAUUAUAGUGAUUUUAUCAUAAAAAU
This is a messenger RNA of Mycetomoellerius zeteki, 2901 nucleotides long. Its product is annotated as non-canonical poly(A) RNA polymerase PAPD5. Gene Ontology annotation, molecular function: mRNA binding; poly(A) RNA polymerase activity. The record is from RefSeq and is a predicted model, not a curated record. The transcript has 8 exons. Gene Ontology annotation, biological process: RNA 3'-end processing; polyadenylation-dependent ncRNA catabolic process. Bases 119 to 2074 code for a protein of 651 amino acids. Lineage: Eukaryota; Metazoa; Arthropoda; Insecta; Hymenoptera; Formicidae. Gene Ontology annotation, cellular component: TRAMP complex; nucleolus.